Messenger RNA from Raphanus sativus (radish), 1407 nucleotides. Its product is annotated as probable WRKY transcription factor 13. Bases 315 to 1181 code for a protein of 288 amino acids. NCBI's taxonomy places the organism in Eukaryota, Viridiplantae, Streptophyta, Magnoliopsida, Brassicales, Brassicaceae. Gene Ontology annotation, molecular function: DNA-binding transcription factor activity; sequence-specific DNA binding. Gene Ontology annotation, biological process: regulation of DNA-templated transcription. The record is from RefSeq and is a predicted model, not a curated record. The transcript has 3 exons.
AAUACCAGAAUACAACGUUAUUAAUGUAGCUAUCCAAAUACUGCUUAUAAUUUUAUAUUUUAUUUCAAAAUCAGGGAAUUAAAAUAAUCUUUAGCAUUUAGUCACAUGUAAAACAAAGCAACUCCAAUUGGACCCACGCGCAGCUUUAUUUUCCAACAUUUAUAUAUUUGUCGAAACACUCACAUGGAUGGAUUGGAUUGUCUCGACCCAAAAUCAAGUUAUAAUAUCCAGCCAAAACAAAAUCUCCUCUCCUCCCUUGCACACGCCGACACAGUCUCGUUUCCUUCGAGCUUUUGCGCAAAAUAAAGAGAAAGAUGGGUACGAUAAACCAAGGAAUAAGCUUGUUUGAUGAACCACAAAACAUUAUAAACCCUAACAAUACUAACCAUCUCUUUUUCUCUUUCCCAAAUCAAACAUUAUCUUCAUCAUCUUCAUCGUCUUCAUCUUCUCCUUCUUCUCUUGUGUCUCCAUUUCAAAGUCAUCACUCCUUAAACUCCUUCCUUCACAAUAAUUCAUCUUCCUUUGUUAUUCACCCUCAAGAUCCAAUCAAUCUCAUGGCGAAUCUUCCGGAAACUCUAAUCUCGAUCUCUUCUUUAUCUUCACCAAAGCAUAGGGAUUUUCAUGAUAGUAUUGUUAAUCUUGAUCAUCAUCGUCUUACCGGUGGUAUAAUAUCAUCUCAAAGACCCUCUUUAGAUCCAUGGGCAUGGAGUAGUCAAGCAGGAUACGGAUACACCAAGAAAAACAACCAUGUAAGCGAGAUUGAUGAUGGUGUUGGUGAAGGUGGUGGUAUUAAUGAUCAUCAACAUCAUGAAACUCCUCCUCGUCAUAAGCAUACCAUGAAGCUGUUAGGAGUAGUGCCUACCCUGAAGAUGAAGAAGCUUAAGACAAGAAGAAAAGUGAGGGAGCCUCGGUUUUGCUUCAAGACACUAAGCGAUGUUGACAUCUUAGAUGAUGGAUAUAGAUGGAGAAAAUAUGGCCAGAAAGUUGUCAAGAACACUCAACAUCCCAGAUGCACACAAGAAAAGUGUAGGGUGAAGAAGAGAGUGGAGAGAUUAGCAGAUGAUCCAAGAAUGGUAAUCACUACUUACGAAGGAAGACAUCUUCACUCUCCUUCAAAUCAUCUCGACGACGACUCUCACUCCUCCUCUCACCACUCUCGGCUCUCCAACUUCUUCUGGUGAUAUAAUAUUCUGAUUUGUUUUUUUCUUGUUUAAUAUAAAACGAAUGAAUCCUACGUCGUCGAACUAAUCAUCGAUAUGUUAAUCAAUAUCUUCAUAAAAAUAAAAUAGGGGAAAUAACUACGUGCAUGUUAUCGCUAGGAAACAGGUAUGAUGAUGUUAUUUAAGUACAUGUGUAAUGUGUUUCCGACGGAGCUGCUUUAAUAUACUUUUCGAUCUGAGGAUUAUA